AUGGCGUCGUCUGUUCUCUGGUCGAUCUUGAUCGCUACUCCUCUUGCCCUGGGCUACACUAACCCUCGCUCCAUUUCAAUUCCUGAAGACUACGAUGUAUUGCAAUAUGUUGACCCGCUUAUCGGAAGUUCGAACGGAGGUAUAAAUCUUCCAGUCGGGAACGUCUUCGCCGGCGCGUCACUUCCCUAUGGCAUGGCGAAGGCUGUAGCCGACACAGAUUCUGUGAACAACCAGGGCGGCUUCGCAUACGACGGGAGUAACAUCACGGGGUUUUCCAGUCUGCAUGAUUCAGGUACUGGAGGUCAACCGUCGCUUGGGAACUUCCCCAUUUUCCCCUAUGCGAGCUGCAAGGAUGACGAUGUCAAUGGCUGUGUGUAUCCCAAGAAACUGCGCAAGACGCGCUACGACCCCGGGUCUGUGUCUGCGAGCCCGGGUUAUUUUGCAUUGACCAUGGCAUCGGGAAUUCAGGUAGACAUGACUGUAUCCCACCAUGCAUCUCUCUUCCGUUUUCGGUUCCCAGCAGAUCGCGAAACCAAGCCCCUUAUCCUGUUGGACCUUAGUGACUUGUCCGACACGCGACAGGACAAUGGAACCAUUGAUGUAGAUGCUGACACGGGGCGGAUGGUCGGCCAUGCUCGCUUUUUGCCCAGUUUUGGAAGUGGUUCCUACACUCCGUACUUCUGCAUUGACUUUCGCAGUGUCUCCGGUGUCAGAGACAAUGGUAUAUUCGUCAAUUCACGAGCGAGUACGGAUGUAAAGAAUCUCACCAUCUCCCGGAGCAUCAAUGGCUACCCUCUACCGGUUUGUUCAGGCACCGAACCUGGAGGUGCUUUCGUUCGAUUUAACUCGUUGGCCGAUCGUACAGUUCUAGCUCGGGUAGGCCUUAGCUUCAUUAGUAGCGAACAAGCUUGCAGCAACGCUGAGUCUGAAAUCCCUAAUUUUGACUUUAAUGCGACGCAUUCCGCCGCGGUGGAUUCAUGGACAAAGAAGCUGGCCCCAAUUCGAGUAUCGAGAAAUGGGGUUAAUUCUUCCUUCCUGUCCACGUUUUAUAGUGGAAUCUACCGUACCAUGAUCAAUCCGCAGGACUACACCGGGGAGAACCCACUUUGGAAGAGCACAGAGCCAUAUUUUGACUCUUUCUACUGGUAUGCGCACCAUCUGUCCGUAGAGAUCUUCUCUGAUAUAAACAUCUGGGCUGGCUUCCAGACUGCCGCAUGUCGCUCUGCAAAGGUGCGGAACUGUAGCCCUAUUAUUAGAAGCGGGCUGACCGGUCUAGGUUACACCCAAGGUGGCUCAAACGCGGACGUCGUCCUUGCCGAUGCGUACCUCAAGGGCAUUUCCGACGGAAUAGACUGGCAGGCUGGCUACUCCGCCGUCCAGAAGGAUGCUGAAGAGGAGCCGUAUGACUGGUCGAAUGAAGGACGUGGUGGCCUGGACAGUUGGAAAUCGCUGAACUACAUUCCAGUAGAGGAUUUUGACUACAAGGGUUUUGGAACGAUGACGCGGAGCAUCUCCCGCACGCUGGAAUACUCUUAUGAUGACUUCACUAUUGCACAAAUGGCCCGUGGCCUCGGAAAGAUGGAUGAUGCUGAGCAAUACGAAGCUACUUCUCGAUUUUGGCAGAAUCUGUUUCGCGAUGACCAGGCCUCGUUCAUAAACGGAACUGAUACUGGAUUCAAAGGCUUCUUCCAACCUAAAUACCUGAAUGGGACCUGGGGAUAUCAGGACCCCAUCACCUGUUCCAACAUCGACACGAGCGGGAGAGCUUGCUCGCUUCAAAACAAUGCAGCCGAAACCUUUGAGGACAGUAUAUGGGAGUAUCAAUUUUUCGUCCCCCAUGACAUGGCCGCCCUCAUCACUCGUCUUGGAGGCCCAUCUCAAUUCAUCCGUCGCCUUGACUACCUCCAUGACACUGGCAUUACAUACAUCGGCAACGAGCCCUCUUUCCUAACCGUCUUCCAGUACCACUACGGCAGCCGUCCCGGCAAAUCCACCUCCCGCGCUCACUUCUAUGUCCCCAAGUACUUCAACGCAAAUCCAACCGGCCUUCCCGGCAAUGACGACUCAGGCGCCAUGGGCUCCUUCGUUGCAAUGACCAUGAUGGGUCUCUUCCCGAACCCAGGACAAAAUGUGUACCUGAUCUCAGCUCCCUUCUUCGAGUCUGUCCGCAUCGCCUCGCCACUGACGGGACGGACCGCCACGAUCCGUGCCGUUAACUUUGAUCCCGAGUACAAGAACAUCUAUAUCCAAUCUGCGACACUGGACGGAAAGCCUUAUAGCAAGAACUGGGUGGGACAUGACUUUUUCACCGAAGGACGGGAGUUGGUGCUUGUGUUGGGAAGGAAUGAGAGCCAUUGGGGUACCGGAAAAGAGGAUCUGCCGCCGUCUCUGUCGACAAGGGGUGCUCUCUUUGACUAA
This is a messenger RNA of Aspergillus oryzae RIB40, 2418 nucleotides long. RefSeq names its product glycoside hydrolase family 92 protein. The transcript is spliced from 6 exons. Gene Ontology annotation, biological process: carbohydrate metabolic process; glycoprotein catabolic process; protein deglycosylation. Lineage: Eukaryota; Fungi; Ascomycota; Eurotiomycetes; Eurotiales; Aspergillaceae. Bases 1 to 2418 code for a protein of 805 amino acids. Gene Ontology annotation, molecular function: peptide-N4-(N-acetyl-beta-glucosaminyl)asparagine amidase activity; carbohydrate binding. The record is from RefSeq and is a predicted model, not a curated record. Gene Ontology annotation, cellular component: nucleus; cytosol.